Molecule: messenger RNA, 2415 nt
Organism: Manis pentadactyla (Chinese pangolin)
Lineage: Eukaryota; Metazoa; Chordata; Mammalia; Pholidota; Manidae
Gene: CLDN22
Product: claudin 22
Exons: 1
Coding region: 747-1409 (220 amino acids)
Biological process (GO): cell adhesion; bicellular tight junction assembly
Cellular component (GO): bicellular tight junction; plasma membrane
Molecular function (GO): structural molecule activity
Source: RefSeq, a predicted model, not a curated record
GCACAGAAAUCAUCCUUAGGCAAAGAAAAAACCCCAAGUAUCACGCACAGCUGCAUGGAUGGGACGGAAAGGCACAGAGGUGAACAGACUUGACGGUUAGUUCAGGGUUGUUUCCUGUUAUGUGGUAUAUGUAGUUUAAGGGAUUUAAAAAAAUUCGACCUGAUUUAAGGUCUGGAGAUUUCUGAUAAGAUUGAUUUGAUUAGGAGAUAACUUUUCUUGAAACUAUUUUUUUUUAAAUGAUAGCACUCAGUCUCCCCACAACAUAGGCACUGAAACAGGAGAACUACAACAGAUGAAAAUCUGACACAUGCAGUUAGUAAGAUAUAAAGCGGAAGGAGUUGAGCCCAAACUGUCAAUAAAACAGGUUGUGCUUAGAGUUCUGAAUUCUUUUGACUUGUUAGAAAGGCUGGGAACAGCAAGAAAGCCAUUUAUACGUUAACAAUGAAAGGUUUAUUACCACAUAAUGUUAUUUCGGGGACAAGCUGUUUACUACAAAAUUCAGCCCAUAGAACAUGAACCUGAUCUUGGCCACACCUUGGCAUUACUGGUUUACAGAAUUAUUUCCCUGUCCUUUUCUGAGACCUAUUCAACAUGGAAUCAAACAAUAGCAACUCUGGCAAGAAUCCUCCUGUAUACACAAUGAAGAAAUAUUUCUGAGCUCCUAAGUGAUAACCUAACUGUCACACUGCUUUCCACAGCUCCUAAGAGGCAAGAGUUAGCUUGGCUAACGCUCGAGGGACUUUAUAAUGGCUUUAGUAUGCAGAACUGUGGCACAAUUAGCUGGAAUUUCAUUAUCUUCGCUGGGAUGGGUUUUAUCCUGCCUCACAAACUACCUGCCACAAUGGAAGAACCUCAACCUGGACUUAAAUGAAAUGGAGACCUGGACCACGGGACUCUGGCAAGCCUGCGUCAGCCAGGAGGAAGGUGGCAGGCAGUGCAAGGACUUUGAUUCUCUCCUGGCUUUGCCUGCCGAACUCAGGAUCUCCAGGAUUUUAAUGUUCCUGUCGAAUGGGCUGGGACUCCUGGGGCUGCUGGUCUCUGGCUUUGGCCUGGACUGCUUGAGAAUCGGAGAGAGGCAGCAGGAUGUCAGGAAGCGACUGCUAAUCCUGGGGGGAAUCCUGUUCUGGACGGCAGGCAUCACGGCCCUGGUGCCGGUCUCCUGGGUGGCACACGUGACAGUCCGGGAGUUCUGGGAUGAGACCAUCCCAGAGAUUGUGCCCAGGUGGGAGUUUGGGGAAGCCCUCUUCCUGGGCUGGUUCGCUGGAUUUUCUCUGCUCCUGGGAGGGUGUCUGCUCAACUGCGCAGCCUGCUCCUCCCUGGCUCCUGCAGCUGUGGGGCCCUACGCCGCUGCAGAAAGGCGCUACCAACGUCAGCACCUGGAGAUGAUAAACACCCACCUGAAAAUCUAAGCCAGAAGGGAUCCGUGGUCUCUGCUCUUCAGGAAUACUUGCUUCUCUCUGAAUUUGGUAGGAUUUUCUGCUACAUACUCACCCAUUCAGUACUUUUGAUUUUCUAGAUGCAUUUUUCCUGUGGCUAUUAGCUUCUUAAACUAUAAUUUCUUUCUUAGAUGGUAAACGACUUUAAUCUUCUACUCCGAGACCCAAACCACUCAAGGCUCAAUAGCAAUCAUGCUCAUUACUGUGGAUGAGUUUUCUUCACUUUAAAAUAGACUUAGUGAUUGCACAGAACUGGUAAAUAAAACAUUCUGAGUACUUACGUAUCCUGAAGGUGUUAUUCAUAGAUAUGAAUCAUUUUGGCAAUUGGAAAUGAUUCUGCUAAUCAUUUACUUCUUUCAAGUGUUUAGGACCACCUAUUAUCCUGAAACUCAAGCCUCAUUGGGUAUUUAUCUAAAAUGCAUGACGUCUGAUUACAUGAAAAAAUUGUUGGCUCUUUGAAAGCUUGAGUGGGGAGAGGUAUGGGCCACAUCACCUCCUUUUCAAUCAGAGCUCUCAGUGCCGGUACUGAGCCUUCUCCAAAAGUCAGCCACGUUCUUUCAUGCCUUCCUUCCUAUGUCAGAACAGAGGAGGGCAGGCAAUCUGGUGUUCUGGAAGUCAUGUGAAAGGACCACAAACGUGCUGCUGCUUCCGAGUCCUGCGCUCUGCAGAGGAAGGCCAAUGCGCCUGGCUGUGCCUGGCUCGCAGCAGCCAGUGUGCACUGAAGGUCAGGCCCAGAACCUUCUGGACUGCUGCUCCGGGUUGGGAUGGGUGGUGAUGACAGAGCUCCUGUUUGGAAGCCCUUCAUUCCAUACGCACGGUGGACACACUCUGUCUUUUUUAGAGUAAUACCGUCUAAUCAAGAACUAUUUACAACAAACUGCUGGCAUAGGGAAUUCUUCAUGAAAGAUUUUAGAUAGAUUUGCUCGGCAUAGUUCAAGUAAAUUCUUGUGUUUUGUGCCAUUCAGGGAAAUUAGCGGAA